Messenger RNA from Gorilla gorilla gorilla (western lowland gorilla), 3922 nucleotides. RefSeq names its product immunoglobulin superfamily member 3-like. The record is from RefSeq and is a predicted model, not a curated record. The transcript is spliced from 14 exons. Gene Ontology annotation, cellular component: membrane. Bases 1 to 3603 code for a protein of 1200 amino acids. Lineage: Eukaryota; Metazoa; Chordata; Mammalia; Primates; Hominidae.
AUGGCAUCAGACAUAGCGAAGGUUUGCAAACUGAUUUUCAGGGUUGGGCUGGUCUUCAUGUGUUUGUUAACCUUGAGGACUAGGUUGGAUAAAGAGGUCCGCGAUGGGCGAGUACGCGGGUGCCACACGCUCCUCGCCUUCUGCUGCCUGCAACUGGUGGCAGCGCUGGAGCAGCAGAUCUUUGACUUCCAGGGCCGCCUACCAGUGAGCUCCCACCCUAGCCAAUUUCCUGCGCCUCGAGGCGCUCACCCUGGGCAUCGUGGGCACCGCAGUGUGGCUGACGCUCCGGGCUGGCCUGACUGCGUUUAUCACCUGCUUCUACCCGAAGGCUGGACCCAAUAUCCCCAGACCGCGACUUCCCCACAGCGUCCAAAUGCCCCUGUACCGAUCCAGGGAUGGAGAAUCGCCGGGCGGCGGGCGACUCCGGUUCUGAACUUCCCCUGGCCAUGGGGGGCUGCCGUGCAGUCUUGUCCCUCGCUGCCUGCUGCACUGUCCCUGCAAAGAAGCCCUCAGCAGCGCCCGCAGAUCCUCCUGGCGCUGCUCCACUUCCUGUUCGCCAGCUGUGGGAGCAAAGUCUUCCUGAAGGAGGAGGCAGCUUUGACUUCAUCAGCGGCUUCCACUCCUAGGGAUGCCAGGCGCCCCAGAAGACGUCCCGUUGACACCAGCAGCCUCUAUGCGCUUCGGGUAGCCCUGCCCUGCCUGCCCUGGCCCUGUGCCCUUGGCGCUGGACAGACCUCGGCAGCCGCGAUCUUGGUCAGGACCAGCGGGCACAGCCCUGGGGGCUCGGGACCCACUGCAGCCUGUGAAGGCCCCAUGGCUCUGCACACAGAGAGGCGGAGCAGCAGACUUUGGGACUUGGCCCUUCACAACCAGGACUUCAGAGAGGAAUGGGGCGGGCCCCUCACUACAUUCACACAUCACCGCUUGCCAAGACCUCUCCUCAACAACCAUCUUAUCAAAGGUGUGGUGUCAGCACAGCGGCAGGUCACCGUUCAGGAAGGACCCUUGUACCGCACGGAGGGCUCCCACAUCACUAUCUGGUGCAAUGUGAGUGGCUACCAGGGACCUUCUGAGCAGAAUUUCCAGUGGUCCAUUUACCUGCCUUCGUCGCCAGAGCGAGAGGUGCAGAUCGUCAGCACCAUGGACUCUUCCUUCCCCUAUGCCAUCUACACCCAACGCAUCCGCGAAGGGAAGAUCUUCAUAGAAAGAGUCCAGGGGAACCCAACCCUAUUGCACAUCACAGAUCUUCAGGCCCGGGAUGCCGGAGAAUAUGAAUGCCACACACCCAGCACCGAUAAGCAAUACUUUGGGAUUUACAGUGCAAAGAUGAACCUAGUGGUGAUCCCAGACUCCCUGCAGACCACUGCCAUGCCCCAGACUCUGCACAGAGUGGAGCAGGACCCACUGGAGCUCACUUGUGAGGUGGCCUCGGAGACCGUUCAGCACAGCCACCUGUCUGUGGCCUGGCUCUGGCAGAAAGUUGGCGAGAAGCCCGUGGAGGUCAUCUCCCUGAGCCGAGAUUUCAUGCUUCACUCCGGCAGCGAAUAUGCCCAGAGGCAGAGCCUGGGGGAGGUGCUGCUGGACAAGCUGGGGAGGACCACCUUCCGCCUCACCAUCUUCCACCUGCAGCCUUCUGACCAGGGCGAGUUCUACUGCGAGGCCGCCGAGUGGAUCCAGGAUCCGGAUGGGUCAUGGUAUGCUAUGACCCGAAAGCGUUCCGAGGGAGCCGUGGUCAACAUCCAGCCAACUGACAAAGAAUUCACUGUUCGGCUGGAAACAGAGAAGCGGCUGCACACGGUGGGCGAGCCGGUGGAGUUCAGAUGCAUCCUGGAGGCUCAGAAUGUUCCCGACCGUUACUUUGCUGUCCCCUGGGCCUUCAACAGCUCGCUCAUCGCCACCAUAGGCCCUAACGCUGUGCCUGUCCUCAACAGCGAAUUUGCUCACCGGGAAGCCAGGGGACAGCUUAACGUGGCCAAAGAGAGCGACAGUGUCUUUGUGCUGAAGAUCUACCACCUCCGCCAGGAAGAUAGAGGGAAAUACAACUGCUGGGUGACUGAGCGAGAGAAAACCGUGACGGGGGAAUUCAUUGAUAAGGAGAGCAAGCGUCCCAAGAACAUCCCCAUCAUAGUCCUUUCCCUCGCAGAUAACUGGGUAGUUAAAAUCCCCCAGCACCACCAGAUCCUGUCCCAAGGCCACUUGGAGAGCAGCAUCUCCGUGGAGGUGGCCAGCAAUGCCAGCGUCAUCCUUGAGGGCAAGGACCUGCGCUUCUCCUGCAGCGUCCGCAUGGCAGACAGGCUGCAGGGUCGCUUCUCUGUCAUCUGGCAGCUUGUGGACAGGCAGAACCGCCGCAGCAAUAUCGUGUGGCUAGACCGGGAUGGCAACGUGCAGCCAGGCUCGUCCUACUGGGAGCGCAGCAGCUUUGGGAGCGUCCAGAUGGAGCAGGUGCAGCCCAACUCAUUCAGCCUGGGCAUCUUCAACAGCAGGAAGGAGGACAAGGGCCAGUAUGAAUGCCAUGUGACUGAAUGGGUGCGGGUGGUGGAUGGCGAGUGGCAGAUUGUUGGGGAGUGCCGGGCCAGCAUUCCCAUCUCCAUCAUAGCUCUUGAAAUGGGCUUCGCAGUCACAGCCAUCUCCUGGACACCGGGGGUGACCUACAGCGACUCCUUUGACUUGCAGUGUAUCAUCAAACCCCACUACCCUGCCCAGGUCCCCGUGUCAGUGACAUGGCGGUUCCAGCCGGUGGGCACGGUGGAGUUCCAUGACUUGGUGACCUUCACCCGGGACAGAGGGGUCCAGUGGGGGAACAGGUCCUCCAGUUUCCGAACCCGAACUGCCACCGAGAAGGCUGAGUCCAGCAACAACGUCCGCCUAAGCAUCAGCCGAGCCAGUGACACGGAAGCAGGCAAGUACCAGUGUGUGGCAGAGCUGUGGCGGAAGAACUACAACAACACCUGGACACAACUGGCAGAGAGGACCUCCAGCCUGCUGGUGAUCAGGCUGCUGCAGCCAGUGACAAAGCUGCAGGUGAGCAAAUCGAAGAGGACCCUCACCCUGGUGGAAAACAAGCCCAUUCAGCUGAACUGCUCAGUCAAGUCUCAGACCAGCCAGAACUCCCACUUUGCGGUGCUCUGGUAUGUCCACAAGCCCUCAGAUGCCAACGGCAAGCUUAUCCUGAAGACCGCCCACAACUCCGCCUUCGAAUAUGGUACUUACGUGGAGGAGGAAGGCCUGAGAGCCAGGCUUCAGUUUGAGAGGCAUGUGUCGGGGGGCCUGUUCAGCCUCACCGUCCAGAGAGCCGAGGUCAGCGACAGCGGCAGCUACUACUGCCACUUGGAGGAGUGGCUGCUGAGCCCCAACUACGCCUGGUACAAGCUGGCAGAGGAGGUUUCUGGGUGCACAGAAGUCACUGUGAAACAGCCAGCGGGUGCAGCCCAGAACUGUCUUCUGAGGAAGAGGUGCUCUCCUGGGCCCCCACUGUCCCCAGGCCUCAGCAAGGCAAGUGAGGUGCUGCCGUCAUCCAGGCUGGACAGUUCAGUGAUUUGCCUGAGGCCCCACAGCAGAGUUCAACAGGAGACAGAGAAACCAGCCAGAGGCAGAGGGAGGUAAGACGGAGUCCCCCAGAAAGGUCUGGGCUGCACGUGCUUCAGGUAACCUCCCUUGACCUUCACGAGAACGAGAAGGCUGCCUGAUCAGAGAGUCUCUGAAGAAGAUCCUGUGGCUACAGGCUUCAGCAGCAUGUGAGGGAGACCCCAGUUAUUUCCUCAGGUGUUUCCACCAAAUCCUCCUGUCUUUCAUGGCCAACAUCCCAGGCAAGGCUUGGGGCCCCCGUCUGCUGCUGGACGCAGAGCCAUGAAGAAGAAGUUAGUGGUGCUGGGCCUGCUGGCCGUGGUCCUGGUGCUGUUCAUUGUCGUCCUCUGUCUCUGGC